AUGAGAAAUUAGAAAACUGUCGAAAAAAUUUCCAAUCAUAAUAAUUAAUUACUGAUAGUCAGAAUGGUAGCGAAACUGCUUAUAAAAAUCAAUAAAACCAUGUACUUUGACAUUCAAUUCUAAAAGUGCAAGAAUUAUACACAGAAAAUGUGUAAUUAAUUAUUUUUCAUCAUGCAUAUGAUUUUAUUCGGUCUGACGCCAUUUUAGAUUGUGGAGCCAUGCUUGGUUUUGGCGCGUAAUUCAAUUUCAUUACUUUGUGCCACCUCCUCGCGUUAUGCUAUCCUGGUACCAGGAGCAGCAUAGGUGGCGUUAUGUCUCUGUUUCAUUGACCCGCGAAAUUUAAGGGCGAAAAUUUUGAAUCGUUCAACAAAAUGCGCUGAGUCUAUUAUAAUACGAUAUGUAGAACAAUUUUUACUUCUAUAAUUAAUAAAUACUGUGUAGGUUAUAUUGACAUGUAAUUGAAAAGAUAUUCAUCAAAGUUGACCUUAUAAUCAACUGUAUGUGGCGGUCAUGCAACAGUUGCUAGGUAACAGUUAAAGCUACACAAAGCGUUCAAGAUUAGACAGAAACGUGCAUUGUGGCAGGUUUUGCUUAUAAAUGACAAUGGCAGAAGACGUGAAGCCUGAAGUGAUCAAAAAGACGCAAGAUUUGCUUGGGAAGUAUUUUAAAAGACCACCGCUCACAGAGAAACUUCUGAAGAAACCACCGUUUCGAUUUCUUCAUGAUAUUGUUUCAGCAGUCAUCAAUGAAACGGGAUUUUUGGAUGGUUUAUUCACAGAAGAGGAACUAAACUCUGAGAACAUCAAAAACAAAGAGGCAAAAGUUGCUUAUUUAACAAAAUUGAUCGAGGUUGUCAAGCUAGCUACAGGUAUUAAUUUAACUGUAAGAGCUAGUAAAAUAGUCUCUGGUCAAGAACCAACUAAAACAAAUGAGUUACUACAAGCAAUCGGAAAAGCUUUGGAUAAAAAGAUAAGUAGCAAGGAAGCUAUUGAACAAUAUAAGACAAAUUUAGUGAAAGGUAAAUCUAAGAGUAAGUCAUCUGGUGGGAAAGAAGAAAAGAAAUCAUCAAAAGAGAGCUCUCAAAAAAAAAUUCCAACAGAUAAGGAAAAAUCUUCAGAGCAGAGAAAAAGAGUUCCCAGUGCAAGUAAUGCUGUAAAUGAAACAGAAAAGCAUACAAAUGAAAACCAUGAAUCUCAAAAAAAUGCUGAAAUUAAAGAGGUUCCACGGGUUGAGCCAGCCCAGAAUAAAAUUCCUUCAUCUGCACAGAGAAGAAAGCCCUCGUCUGCUAGAUCUAAACAGAAAAUAUCUGCUGUAUCUUCACCCGAAGCAGUAACUCCUCAAACAAGUUCAGAUAAAAAAAUAGAUGAAAAUAAAAAAUUGAAAGAGUCUGAAAACAAAUCAAACCAGAUAAUACAUGAUGAAAACAAUAAAUCUCAGGAACAAAUAGUAAAUACAAUAGACACUGUACAUUCAGAAUCUAAAUUUACAAAUAACAUAGAGAACAAUAAAGCAGAUGAAAAUAUAAAACCAGUAGAAUUCAAUACAAAUGAAAUAAGAAGUAAUGAAACUCCUUUUCAAAAUGGUAUAAAAUCUGAACUAGGGGCACCAGAGGUUCAAAAAUCUCAAUUAGAAAACAUUGAUGUUAGUAUUUCAGAAGCAGCCUCUAGGCCAAGAACUUCUUUACGUCCACCUAGCUCAAGACCAAUUAGUGCUAGACCUGCAGCACCCAGAAUAAGAGGGAAAGCAGAGUUAACUGUUAAUGAAGAAAUAUCAACACCAAUGGGAAAUAUUAGCGUUAUUAUAGAAAAUGCUGAUACCAGAGACGAUGACGAUGCUGAAGAUAUGGUAGUAAUGGAAACAAAAGGAGGUAGUGGCGAUUCCUUAGAAAAUAGUAAUAUCUAUAAAGCUAAUGAUCAAUUAACACAAGAACAUGGACAUCUUGUUGCUCAAAUAUUAGAAACGCAAAAAGAAUUAGUUAAUAAUGAAAAUGUAGAUGUGAUACCAAAAAAGACAAAUAUUGCAUGGGACACAAGUUCAAAGCGCGACAUAGUUACAAAAGAAAUUGAUAAACUUCGUAAUACAAUACAAUCCUUAACAAGAGCAACAAAUCCACUUGGAAAAUUAUUAGAUUAUUUUCAGGAAGAUGUGGAGAUUAUGCAAAAAGAAUUGUUGGAGUGGAGAAAUCAGUAUCAACAAGUAAAUGAACAGUUAAAAGUAGAAAAAAUAAAAACACAAGAGCUGAUAGACCCUAUGAAGGAAACGUUGAAAGAAAUUGACCAUAAUAUGAAAGCACAACUUGACAAAAUAUGUCAGGCUAAGUUACAAAUUAUGAAAAACGAUCAACGAAUACAAACCUUACUAAAUGGUCAUGUCUAACAUACUUGCAUAUUGUACAUAACAAAAUAAUAAAAUGUAACAUAAUAUAUAUAAUUUUUUCCUGUUUAUUCGGGUGUAUGUAAAUAAAA
This is a messenger RNA of Megachile rotundata (alfalfa leafcutting bee), 2465 nucleotides long. RefSeq names its product intraflagellar transport 54 (gene IFT54). Gene Ontology annotation, cellular component: ciliary basal body; intraciliary transport particle B; axoneme. Gene Ontology annotation, molecular function: microtubule binding. Gene Ontology annotation, biological process: regulation of microtubule cytoskeleton organization; intraciliary transport; cilium assembly. The record is from RefSeq and is a predicted model, not a curated record. NCBI's taxonomy places the organism in Eukaryota, Metazoa, Arthropoda, Insecta, Hymenoptera, Megachilidae.